AUGCUCACUUUUCGAAGACCGUCCUUCUUCGACCCUUUUUUUUUCUGGGGCCAGUCCGCAAUGUACGUAGACCAUCCUUCUUCGUCCAUUGAGGACGAGCGAGAAUCCACAACGUCCGAAGCCGAUCCUUCUCUGAACAUUUGCUCACUUUUCGAAGACCGUCCUUCUUCGACCCUUUUUCUCUGGGGCCAGUCCACAAUGUACGUAGACCAUCCUUCUUCGUCCAUUGAGGACGAGCGAGAGUCCACAACGUCCGAAGCCGAUCCUUCUCUGAACAUUGUUCACUGGCGCCAGUCGACAAUGUUCGAAGAUCCUUCUCUGAACCCUUCUUCACUGAACAUGCCUGGUAUCACACUUUUCGAAGACCGUCCUUCUUCGACCCUUUUCUCUGGGGCCAGACGAGCGAGAUCCACAACGUCCGAAGCCGAUCCUUCUCUGAACAUUGUUCACUGGCGCCAGUCGACAAUGUUCGAAGACAACCCUUCUUCGAACAUUGUGACUGGUAUCAGUGCUCACUUUUCGAAGACCGUCCUUCUUCGACCCUUUUUUCUCUGGGGCCAGUCCGCAAUGUACGUAGACCAUCCUUCUUCGUCCAUUGAGGACGAGCGAGAGUCCACAACGUCCGAAGCCGAUCCUUCUCUGAACAUUGUUCACUGGCGCCAGUCGACAAUGUUCGAAGACAACCCUUCUUCGAACAUUGUGACUGGUAUCAGUGCUCACUUUUCGAAGACCGUCCUUCUUCGACCCUUUUCUCUGGGGCCAGUCCACAAUGUACUGCUCACUUUUCGAAGACCGUCCUUCUUCGACCCUUUUCUCUGGGGCCAGUCCACAAUGUACGUAGACCAUCCUUCUUCGUCCAUUGAGGACGAGCGAGAAUCCACAACGUCCGAAGCCGAUCCUUCUCUGAACAUUGUUCACUGGCGCCAGUCGACAAUGUUCGAAGACAACCCUUCUUCGAACAUUGUGACUGGUAUCAGUGCUCACUUUUCGAAGACCGUCCUUCUUCGACCCUUUUUUUUUCUCUGGGGCCAGUCCGCAAUGUACGUAGACCAUCCUUCUUCGUCCAUUGAGGACGAGCGAAAGUCCACAACGUCCGAAGCCGAUCCUUCUCUGAACAUUGUUCACUGGCGCCAGUCGACAAUGUUCGAAGACCUUCUUCGAACAUUGUGA
Messenger RNA from Acanthosepion pharaonis, 1170 nucleotides. The record is from the annotation of a GenBank genome assembly. Lineage: Eukaryota; Metazoa; Mollusca; Cephalopoda; Sepiida; Sepiidae.